This is a messenger RNA of Aspergillus oryzae RIB40, 477 nucleotides long. RefSeq lists its product as uncharacterized. Gene Ontology annotation, cellular component: plasma membrane. The transcript has 3 exons. Gene Ontology annotation, biological process: proton export across plasma membrane; regulation of membrane potential; sodium ion export across plasma membrane. Bases 1 to 477 code for a protein of 158 amino acids. NCBI's taxonomy places the organism in Eukaryota, Fungi, Ascomycota, Eurotiomycetes, Eurotiales, Aspergillaceae. Gene Ontology annotation, molecular function: sodium:proton antiporter activity. The record is from RefSeq and is a predicted model, not a curated record.
AUGCUAGUCGUCGGCACCUGCGGUUGCGUCGGCUCAGACGAGACCCUUGCCUGCUUCAUCGCCGGGAGUUUCUUGAACUGGGAUGGCGUGUACAACUCCGAGAUGCAGGCUCGCCAUGACACUUUUAACCCUACACUCAAAACCCUCUUAAACUUCGGCACCUUUAUGUACCUCGGGGCCGUCAUGCCGUGGGAGCAAUUUCAUAUGCCCCACGACACUGGGAUCACACUUCCGCGACUAUUCGGCUUGGGCUUUUUGAUUCUAGUCCUUCGUCGGAUCCCAACAAUCCUCCUUGGAUACCGAUUCAUACCUGCCGUCUGCCAUGACUGGACUGAGGCUUUGUUCAUGGGUUACUUUGGCCCGAUCGGUAUCGGCGCAAUCUCAUACGUAGAAUAUGCCCGUCGACUCUUUCCCGAUUCAGGAGAAAGCGACAAUGAGAUCAAUAACCUAACCGCAGCAAUGAUACCUGAGGUAUGA